Messenger RNA from Xenopus laevis (African clawed frog), 1946 nucleotides. It is a transcript of the gene foxred1.L, whose product is annotated as FAD-dependent oxidoreductase domain containing 1 L homeolog. The coding region runs from base 59 to 1558 and encodes 499 amino acids. Gene Ontology annotation, cellular component: cytoplasm; mitochondrial inner membrane. Gene Ontology annotation, biological process: mitochondrial respiratory chain complex I assembly. NCBI's taxonomy places the organism in Eukaryota, Metazoa, Chordata, Amphibia, Anura, Pipidae. The record is from RefSeq and is marked provisional. The transcript is spliced from 12 exons.
UAAACAGCGAGUAGUGGCGCACGAUUCCUAGUUGUCCGCAGCUAUGUAUCUGGCUGGGAUGUAUGUCAGUUCAUUGAAGUUCCCAUUCCUCGGUAUUGGAGUGUGGAAGGGGGUUCGGCUGUGGAGACAGAGGUCCUUGGGUACCAGUGCCUGCGCCCUGAAACAAGAUGAUUUCAUAAAAGAACUGGACCAGAAUUUUGUGCGGCUCCAGAAGAAGCUGAUGGAUAGUCUACCUUCCAGCGACUGGAGUCCAUUUACACCCACUGGAGACCUACCACCCGAGCGAGCUGAUGUAGUCAUAGUUGGGGGUGGAGUGAUGGGAUGGUCUAUUGCGUAUUGGCUAAAACAGAAAGAAAACCGCAGGGGAGCUCUCAAAGUUGUGGUGGUUGAGAGGGAUCCAACAUAUUCCCGUGCUUCUACAGUCCUGUCAGCUGGAGGCAUACGUCAGCAGUUCUCCCGACCAGAAAAUAUCCAGAUGUCACUCUUCUCAGCCCAGUUUCUGCGUAAUAUCAAUGAACAUCUUGGUGUUGUCAAUGAGGAUCGUAUAGACAUUCAGUUUAACCCAUCAGGAUACCUGUUCUUGGCCAGUGAGGAAGGUGCUACUAUAAUGGAAGAAAACUACAAUGUGCAGAGAGAGUGUGGCGCCCAAGUGACCCUUAUGUUGCCAGAUCAGCUGAAGAAGAAGUUUCCAUGGAUCAAUACAAAUGGUGUGGCACUUGCUUCCUAUGGUUUAGAGAACGAAGGUUGGUUUGACCCUUGGACACUGCUCAACGCUUUCCGGAGAAAAGCUCUCUCCAUGGGGGUUUAUCAAUGCCAUGGGGAGGUAACAGAUUUUAGCACCGCCAAGCGUGAAAUGAUAACUGCAGAUGGUGACCCAGUGACAUUCAGUAGAAUCGGACAUGUUACUGUACAAAUGCCAAAUAGCCUGGAGAGCCAAAGUGUUGAGUGUUCCCUUGUGAUCAAUGCAGCGGGUGCCUGGUCCUCAAAGGUGGCUGAACUGGCUGGGAUUGGUACUGGGCCAUCAAAUUCAUUAGAAGGGAUAAAGCUUCCCGUGGAGCCCAAAAAGAGAUAUGUGUAUGUCGUUCACUGCCCUAAUGGGCCUGGAUUGGACUGUCCAUUGCUGAUUGACAAUUCAGGUGCCUAUUUUAGAAGAGAAGGAUUAGGAGGCAACUAUAUAGCAGGAAAAUCUCCAGCAGAGGAGGAAGAGCCAGAUAUAAGUAACAUGGAAGUAGAUCAUGAUUUCUUCCAGGAGAAGGUAUGGCCAUUAUUAGCACAUCGGGUGCCAGCUUUUGAAUCCUUAAAGGUUAAAACAUCGUGGGCUGGAUAUUAUGACUACAAUACCUAUGAUCAGAAUGGUGUGGUGGGAAUGCAUCCACUAGUAAACAACUUAUUCUUUGCCACUGGGUUCAGUGGCCAUGGUUUGCAGCACUCACCGGCUGUGGGCCGUGCUGUGGCUGAGCUUAUCGUGGAUGGAGGCUUCAAGACGCUCAAUCUCAGCUCUUUUUCCUUCAGGCGUUUCUGGUCACAGGAGCCUCUCUUGGAGCGGAACAUAGUGUGAGCUACUGGAGAGUAGACCCGAAAAAACUGGUGAAAGAAGGCGCUAGCUGAGAGCCACAGCCAAUUUCCUGCAUUGAGAGACCAGUCUGCAUCCAGGAGCAACUCCUCAAAGACCUAAAGCAAAGAAACAACACUUUGCUUUAAUGAAUUCUUCUAUUUUCUGAUAAUAACCACAUGGAGGGCGUUAGUGGUACCAAAAUUGCCUUACUCUUUCUGGACUACAAAACAAUUGACUUAUCAUUUAUAUUAUUGCAGGCAGAGCAAAUCACUGCCUGUAUGUAUAUAUUUUACAUUGCAUCUUGCAUACACAGCACUGUACAAUUUACAAUUAAUUUCAAAGUUUUAGGACAAAGAACAUACAAUAAAUAUACAAGAUUACACCUCAAAAA